This is a messenger RNA of Epithele typhae, 2607 nucleotides long. RefSeq lists its product as uncharacterized. The record is from RefSeq and is a predicted model, not a curated record. NCBI's taxonomy places the organism in Eukaryota, Fungi, Basidiomycota, Agaricomycetes, Polyporales, Epitheliaceae. The transcript has 14 exons. Gene Ontology annotation, cellular component: cytoplasm. Bases 1 to 2607 code for a protein of 868 amino acids. Gene Ontology annotation, biological process: tRNA export from nucleus; protein phosphorylation. Gene Ontology annotation, molecular function: ATP binding; protein kinase activity.
AUGGACUAUCUGAGGACUCUGGGCUCAGCAGCAGUCUCGACGCUCGUCCAGAAAUCGGGACUCAACCUACCCUUCUCACUCGGGCCGAAGGUUGUCUCUUUUGAAGGAAGAACAAUCUGGUCUCUAUACGACGGCACAAAACGGGACGACAGCUCUCUAGUAUCCAUAUUUGAAUUUGAAGCCAACACGCCGGCGAAAAAGAACCUACUUCCCCUCGCUAAGAAUGCACUUCGGAAGCUGCGUACGGUACGCCAUCCUGACGUACUCAAGUUCAUGGAAGUGGUCGAGACAGACACCACAAUACACAUCAUGACGGAGCGUGUCCGACCACUGGGACCUGCUAUCACGGAGUGGCAGUCGAAGAGUGCGCAGGAACGGGAAUCGUGGCUGGUCUGGGGUCUUCAUCGGAUUUCGAUCGCGCUUUCCUUCCUGAACGAAUCCGCGGCGUCCACUCAUGGAAAUAUUCGGGUGGACUCUGUCUUCAUCUCGGCCUCGGGAGAGUGGAAGCUCGGAGGAUUGGAUGUUCUGAGCAACCCCAAAGAUGAUGCUGCAGUCCUCUAUAACCUGGGCAGCAUGCUCCCCGACGCAUCGAAGUACUCCUCGCCGGAGGUGAAGAAAGGCGGUUUCUCGUCUCUCAAGGACCUCCCGGUGUUUGCCGCAGAUUCGUAUGGUUUUGGCCUCCUCAUACACUUCGCUUUCAAUCCCAACCAAACCCUGCCCGCGACGGCUCAACCUCCUCAUUCUCCACCCACCGCUGCAUCCCGAGGAGCCAUCCCGACAUCCAUAUUCCCUUCGUACAAGAAACUGCUCAAUCCAAACCCCAAGUCGCGGCUUUCGGCCGCGCAUUUCCUCGAGCUAGGCAUGUCCCAGACUGCCGGCGAAGGAUCCGGGUUUUUCGCCUCGAAUCAUCUUGUUAAGGUCUGCGCUGGUCUCGAGAACUUUAACCUCGCGAGCGACUCGGAGAAGGGAGUUCUGUUGAAGUCCCUCAAGGAGUCCGCCUCCUCCUUCCCCACUGAGUUCGCCUCAUUCAAAGUUCUUCCUGCGCUCAUAUCCGCGCUAGAGUUUGGGGGAGCGUCAGCGGCAUCCAUUGUCCCACUUGUGCUACAGUUUGGGAAGAACGUGACGCCCGAGGACUAUCCCACCGUGAUCCUUACCCAUUUGAUCAAGCUGUAUGCGAGCCCGGAUCGCGGGACUCGCAUGGCACUACUUGAACAUCUCUCUGAAUACGCCGACAAACUUGACAAGAAGUCUGUCUCCGAUAAGAUCUGGCCGAACCUUCAAACAGGAUUUUCAGACACUGUGGCCGUUAUUCGCGAAGCCACAAUUAAAUCCAUCAUCUUACUCUCGGAUAAGCUCACCGACCGAAUCAUGAACAACGAUCUUCUCCGGCAUCUUGCAAGAAUGCAAGCAGACCCAGAAGCGUCAAUACGUACGAACACUUGCAUAUUGAUUGGCCGACUAGGACCUUCGCUCGGCUACAACACGAAAAAGAAAGUGCUGGUCCCGGCCUUCUCGCGCGCACUCAAAGACCCUUUCGUGCAUGCUCGGGUUGCCGGUCUCAUGGCGUUCAUGGCCACUAUGGACUGCUUUGAUGUGGAGGAUCUGUCGUCGAAAGUCAUACCGAGCAUGACUUUCACCUUGAUUGACAGGGAGAAGCUUGUUCGUGAUCAAGCAUUCAAAGCGAUGGAGCUCUUCAUGAAGAAAUUAGAAGAACACGCUGCAACGAUGCCGGAGACGGUAGACACCACCUCGGAGAUGCCCCAGGUUCAGAUCAACGGUACCACGUCCGCUGAACUCGUGAACAGUGCGGCCGGGGCGGCCGGGGCUCUUGCAGGUUGGGCGAUAACCUCACUAGGCAAGAGACUUGCAACGACAGAGCUACAAAGCACGAUGACGACUGCGUCUGGUGGAGGCAUCGACCGUCCAACAUCUGCCCCCAUUUCUGGAGGAUUGAACAUUGGCGAGCUCUCUACUGGCUCUACGGCGGCGGCGACAGCGAUGCCACUUACGCCGACGUUCUCGUCAAACGUCGGACCCACUGGUGCGCUCACGUCCACAAGCAGGAGCAAGGGCAUGCAGCUUGGGGCAUCCAAGGUUCCAACCAGCACGUCAGGCAUCCCCGACUGGGCUGAAGAAGCUGCUGCUGAGGUCGGUCCAAGUACCUCGAACCCAUGGGGCAAUGACGACCUGAUGGAUGUCAAUGCCGAUGCCGAUGACUGGAGCGCCUUCGAGACGGCUCCUCCUCCGGCAUCCACUUCCGGACCGACAGACUUCGGGCUGGGUGACACACUCUCCCAGUCCCCCUCACCCGACCCAUGGGCCUCGUCAGCACCACUCCAGAAGACUCAAGUAUCAAUCAGCGCACCGCAACCGCAGCGGUACUCAUCAGUCCCUCGCGUUUCGUCACCGUUGUCACCUCCCAGACCCACAUCGACCGCGCGUUCACCGACGCCAUCCGAUAGCGCCGAUGUCAGUACAUCUCCAGCCACGAACAGUACGGCAGGCAUGUCGAAGGAAGAAAAGGCGGCAGAAAUGGCCAGGAGAAAGGAGGAGAGGAGACAGCGCAUUGCCGCGCUCAAGGAGCAAAAGAAGCAGGCGACAUCCUAG